AUGUCUUCUGAUAACAUUGUCGAACCCCCAUUCUUCGAGAUGGUGGGCUUGUUUUUCGACGAAGCACUUCCUCAUGUCGAAAAGAAACUUAUCGAAACGCUCCCAUACAAAGGCAGUGCGGAAGAAAAGGAAUCGUAUAUCAAGGGCGUUUUGAGCACAAUCAAACCCUGUAACAAUUGUUAUGAAUUCACCUUCCCCAUCAAACUCGACAACGGAAAAUUUGAACUAUUCCAAGGUUGGAGAGCUCAACAUUCUCACCACAUCGCCCCAUGCAAGGGUGGAAUCCGUUUUGCCCCCGACGUCGAUCGAGGCGAAGUCAUGGCUCUUGCUAGCUUGAUGACCUAUAAAUGCUCUCUUGUCGAUGCUCCAUACGCUGGUGGCAAGGCCGCUUUGAAAAUUGACAGUAAAAAAUACUCCCUUGGUGAACUUGAAAGAAUCACUCGUCGAUUCGCCCUUGAGCUCUGCAAGAAGAACUUCAUCGGCCCAUCCAUCGACGUACCUGCUCCCGAUGUCGGUACAAGCGAACGCGAAAUGGCUUGGAUUGCUGACACAUACGCCAAUACUACGGGCUUUGGCGACCUAAAUGCCAUGGGAUGUGUAACUGGCAAACCCAUCGCAAUGGGUGGUGUUGAGGGCCGCACAGAAGCAACGGGCAAGGGUGUCAUGUUCGGCAUCAGGGCCUUCGUUGAUGUUGAGAAGAACUGCAAGGCUUGCGGUCUUUCCUCUCCUGGCAUUGCUGGAAAGAGGUGCAUUGUUCAGGGAUUUGGCAACGUUGGCAUGUGGUCCUGCACCUUCCUCACCGAAGCUGGUGCCAAAAUCAUUGGUAUCAUUGAAUGGAAUGUCGGACUUUACAACAAGGACGGCAUUGACAUUCCGGCUCUCAUAAAAUACAAAAACGAGCAUGGAGGAGACCUCAAGGGAUUCCACGGAGCCCAAGAAUUCGACCGCGUUGAGCUGAUGUAUGAGGAGUGUGAUAUCCUUCUGCUUGCCGCAUUGCAGCGGGUGGUUACGGCUAAGAAUUGUCACAAGAUCAAGGCAAAGUGCAUUGCUGAGGGUGCCAAUGGCCCAACUACACCCUAUGCCCACAAGGAACUUCUUAAGAGGAAUAUUAUGAUCAUUCCUGAUCUAUUCUUGAACGCUGGUGGUGUCACUGUUUCCUACUUCGAGUGGAUCAAGAAUCUCAACCACAUCAGCUACGGCCGCCUGACCUUCAAGUACGACAAGAAUGCGAGCAUGCUCCUGCUAGACAGCAUCAAGCAUAGUCUGGCAAAAUCUGGCAAACCUACCGAUAUUGAACCAACAAAGCAACUGAGUGAUUUCCUGGAUGUAAGUUUUUGA
Messenger RNA from Dibothriocephalus latus, 1338 nucleotides. The record is from the annotation of a GenBank genome assembly. NCBI's taxonomy places the organism in Eukaryota, Metazoa, Platyhelminthes, Cestoda, Diphyllobothriidea, Diphyllobothriidae.